Geosmithia morbida is the source of this 1497-nucleotide messenger RNA. RefSeq lists its product as uncharacterized. The coding region runs from base 1 to 1497 and encodes 498 amino acids. Gene Ontology annotation, cellular component: nucleus. NCBI's taxonomy places the organism in Eukaryota, Fungi, Ascomycota, Sordariomycetes, Hypocreales, Bionectriaceae. The transcript is spliced from 3 exons. The record is from RefSeq and is a predicted model, not a curated record.
AUGCAAGGAUCGUCACCCUUUGGCGCCGCACACCAGUCCCCAUCCGUUCACUCGGGCUCUUACCUGCCCAAGCUGGAGGCCAACUUCAUGCGCGACUUCACAUGCUGUGGACAGGUCCUGCCGAACUUGCACGACCUCCUCCAGCACUACGAGGAGGCCCAUACGGACACGAGCACUAACGCUGCACGGAAUAAUAACUUUAAUCAGUUCUCACCCAUGAUGAUGCAGGCCGGCGCGGAUGACCGUAGUGGCUCCCGAACCACACCCGCGACCCCUGGCCAGACGACGGCCCACCCCUCACCUACCCGGUUGAACCGCCAGACUCCGGGUGCGUCGGCCAUGUCCCUCAUGAGUGCCCCGCAGGACACCCAGAUUGGCCUGGGCAUGGGCAACAUGCAGGACAACAUGCAGGACGAUAUGGAUGCCGUAGCCGACAUGGACGCCGUAGCCGACAUGGAGAUGGACGACGACACGGUCGGUACCAUGGAGCUCGACGAUAGCUCGCGCAUGCACCACACCCGCCACAUCUUUGGCCAGCAGCAGCGCCCUCAACUUCGCAUGGACACUGGCGGCAUCACUCAUGGCCUGCGCGCAUCCCAGCCUACCACGCCUGCCGGUGCCACCUUUGGCUUCCAGCACAACCCCACCGUAUCCUCGGUCAACACGCCCACCCUCUCCACCCAGCAGCGACAGAUGCCCCCGAUCACUCCGCAGCAGCAGCAACAGCAGCAUCAGCAUCAGCAGCAUCAGCAGCAUCAGCAGCAUCAGCAGCAGCUCCAGCAGAGUGGCCAGGCCGCCGAGAUCGGCAUGGACGACAUGGACGAGGACCUCCCCGGCAUGCCCAUGGGCGGAAGUGGCGGCCCCAGCGGCGACAUGAGCGACGUCGGCUACGGCGGCAGCGGAGGCAACCCGGAUACCACCUUCUGCAUCGACGACCCAGGCAAGCACCUCUUCAGCCCUAACGGCACCUUCGCUCCAGGCAGCAACAGCAGUAUCCAGGCCCAGCUGGCCCAGCUCGGGCUCAGCGAGUCGCAGAUGAGUGACCCUCAGGCUAGCAAGCUCAUCAUGCAGCAUCUCCAGUCCAUGAUGUUGGCGGAGGAACACAAGCCUUUCAAGUGUCCCGUCAUCGGAUGCGAAAAGGCCUACAAGAACCAGAAUGGUCUCAAGUAUCACAAGGCACAUGGCCACCAGACUCAACAGCUCCAUGAAAAUGGCGACGGUACCUUUUCCAUCGUGAAUCCAGAAACCAGCGCUCCCUACCCGGGAACUAUGGGGAUGGAAAAGGAGAAGCCCUUCAACUGCGAGACGUGCGGGAAGCGGUACAAGAACCUGAACGGUCUGAAAUACCACAAGGCGCACUCGCUCCCUUGCAACCCCGACUUCAAGCUUCAGGCAGAGGCUGCUGGGAUCAAGCUGCCUCAGCUGGGCCUCAACGGACCGAUACUUGAGAGUCCCAACAGGCAAAGCAACUUGGGAGAAGCACCGAUAGCGCUAUAG